Neurospora tetrasperma FGSC 2508 is the source of this 290-nucleotide messenger RNA. RefSeq lists its product as uncharacterized. The transcript has a single exon. The record is from RefSeq and is a predicted model, not a curated record. Bases 87 to 251 code for a protein of 54 amino acids. Gene Ontology annotation, molecular function: metal ion binding. NCBI's taxonomy places the organism in Eukaryota, Fungi, Ascomycota, Sordariomycetes, Sordariales, Sordariaceae.
CACAAAGACAACAUCAGUCUUUCGUCAACCUACACAACAACAACAACAACUCAAUUCCUCUCAAAAGAACAACCACUUCUAUCAAAAUGGGUGACUGCGGCUGCUCCGGCGCUUCUUCCUGCAACUGCGGCUCUGGCUGUAAGUUUUUUUACUUCCUCCCCCGUCGCUUGUCCGAUCCCAUCUUCAACUCCUGGCAUGGCACUAACCUUGGAAACUUUCAAGGCUCUUGCUCCAACUGCGGCAGCAAGUAAAUUUACCUCUUCGCACUGCUCAAUGCAACCACGUACCCG